This is a messenger RNA of Drosophila teissieri, 2057 nucleotides long. RefSeq lists its product as uncharacterized. The transcript has 3 exons. Lineage: Eukaryota; Metazoa; Arthropoda; Insecta; Diptera; Drosophilidae. Gene Ontology annotation, cellular component: transcription regulator complex; nucleus. The record is from RefSeq and is a predicted model, not a curated record. Gene Ontology annotation, biological process: regulation of transcription by RNA polymerase II. Gene Ontology annotation, molecular function: DNA binding. Bases 205 to 2052 code for a protein of 615 amino acids.
CGGAGCGGUCGCACACAGAACGGUAGUCGGAUAGUCGGACGGUUGGCAGAUUCCGAUUUUUGCGCUCGGCCUCCCCUCCGCUCUCUCACUCACUCUCUCUCGUUCGCGCGCUCUCUCUUCUGCUGUGGCUCUCUGUGUACUGUUAGCAAGGAGGCGACCGAAAAAUAAGGAGCUUGCCGAAACCGUUAGCAAAGCGCCGUUAGCAUGAAGGAUGUGAAAGUGGCGCGCGCAAUCAGCGAAUCCUCGACUACGUCAGAUAACACCUCCGAUUUCAUCGAGAUCGUGAAGAAGUACGAUGUGGUGUACAACAACCACAAUCCGGAUUACAAGAACGUUGAAGUGAAGCUGAAGGUGUGGACGCAAAUCGCCGAUGAGAUAGGUCUUUCAGUGGAGGCCUCAAAACGGAAAUGGAAAAAUCUAAGGGACAGUUAUACAAAGUAUCUUCGCUCGUUUCGCGUGGGCACAAAGACGUCGAAGAAGUACCAGUACUGGGCCCAUGCGGACCACAUGGAUUUCCUAAAGCCCUUCCAGGGACCGGGCAGCCGAACUGGUCCUCUGACAUCUUUUAGGAAUUCCGCAAAUGGGAAUGGGAAAUCCAACGAUGAGGACGACACAGAGUGUGAUUUUGGCUACCAAGUUUUGGCCAAGGCAGCCAGCAAUGGAGGCGAGGAUGAACUGAAGAUAACCAUUGCCACGGCAUCAGCGGGCUGCUCAUCCAUUGGGACGCACACGGUUAAUACCUACACGACAGCUUUGAGCAGUACUUCGGCGUCCGGCAUAACAUCAAGUUUGGGCGCGGCCACGCCCCCCAAUAUGAUCUCUCCAGGCAGCAAUUUGGGCGGCACAGGAGGAGGAGGUUCCGGGUCCGCGGGACCACAAAUCCACAACAGCAAUAGCAAUGGCAGUGCCACGGGGAGUCUAAACUGUGCUGCAGUGGCACCGCUCAGUUCGAUGACUCCACCUGCCACCAGUGGCAGUAAUUCCGCCGUAGUCCUGCCCCUGCCCAUCUCACCCGCAUCCUCAGCCGCUGCCGCAGCUGCAGCCGUCAGCAAGGCCAAUGCAAAUGCACUGGCCUCUCUGGCUAACCAUCUGCCCAUGGGCUUGGGUGUGAGCGGAUUGGCCCAGCAGAUGUUUCCGCUUGCCACGCUCAAGGCUGCGGCAGUGGCUGCUGGUCUACCUCUGCCACCUACGAUCACGCCGCCUGGUUGCAGCACCGGAAGCGCAACCAACAGCAAUGUCGGUUGUCUGAUCAUCGAGCCGCAUCUCUUUGCGGCAGCGGACAACUUCAAGAAGGAACUGACAGCGGCUGCGGCUGCUGGAGCACCACUGGGAUUGUUCCAGAACCUGGCCAACCAAGUGCAGAACGCCAAUCGCUUAAACGGCAGCUGUCCGAGCUUACCCAUGGGCAAUCCCACGCCUCCACCACCGCCGCCAGCGCCCCCAGCCUCCAAAGUGCGAAGGGUACAACCUUCGCCGCAAACCACGGCCAUUAAUCUAAGUUGCUCGGGAGGAAGUUCCGGACAAGCGCAGCCACAGCAGUCACUGCAAAUUCCACAAAUUCAACAGCAACAGCAGCCGUCGCCCGCCAAAACGCGUAAGAUUUGCGAUCCGCGUUUUCCCAGCGAUUGGGACGUGUCUGCCGUGCUUCAGGCCAACAGGGAACUUGACGCAAACACUCUGUUCUUCUUGAGUCUGGCGCGUCAGGUGCGAGCCAUGCCAAUGAAGUUUCAGUCGCUGGCCAAGAUGCGUUGCAUGCGAAUCGUUAGUGAUUUGGAGCUAGAGCUGGAGAAUUUUGAUUGCAACGGCGGAGCGCCACCGCCGGAUGAUUCAGGCGGAGGAGGAGCUGGUAAUCUAAAGUACUGCAGCAUAGAUACUCCACCACCGCCGCCGCAGGACGGCUCCGUGGUCAUAGCCCCGCCGCCAGUCGGCCCCGAGGGCUCCACGGAGCACUUUGUGUAUGUGAUGUCGCCGUCGCGUGUGGAGAGCAUGAUCGACAUCUCCUCCGACGAGGAGGCGACCAUGAACGGAGCGCCCUCCACGGGGCAGGUUUAAGCGUA